This is a messenger RNA of Peromyscus californicus insignis, 16137 nucleotides long. RefSeq names its product zinc finger protein 709-like. NCBI's taxonomy places the organism in Eukaryota, Metazoa, Chordata, Mammalia, Rodentia, Cricetidae. Gene Ontology annotation, biological process: negative regulation of transcription by RNA polymerase II. The record is from RefSeq and is a predicted model, not a curated record. Bases 2228 to 4768 code for a protein of 846 amino acids. Gene Ontology annotation, cellular component: nucleus. Gene Ontology annotation, molecular function: RNA polymerase II cis-regulatory region sequence-specific DNA binding; DNA-binding transcription repressor activity, RNA polymerase II-specific. The transcript is spliced from 5 exons.
CUGAGUUUGAGGCAGGGUCUCUUGUUUGCCAUUCCAUACCUAUAAUUAUCUAAGGAUGUCUCUACCUCCUAUCUUGUCAUAGGUACACUGGGAUUACAAACAUGCACAGUUGUAUUUGGCUUCACCUGUGUUCUGGGGAUGUGAACUCAGGUCCUCAGUUGCAGGGCAAGCACUUUUACCCACUAUAAGCCAUCUUUUCAGCCCUGGAGUUUAUUAAGAGAUUUAUUACAGUCAACCCACGUGAGUCUAUUAAAUGGGUAACAGAGUUUAUUAAGGUAUAAAUUGAGGAAAUAAGCUCACGAUUACAGAAUGGAGUAGACAGCAGAAGUCAUCCUCUGAUCUGACCAGGAGCGAAUCCACCUCAUAGGCAGGAACAGGGAGAAGGGGCGUGUGACCCUUCUCCAACUCCUUAUAAGAAAGAGGUCACUACAAGGCAGGAAGCACCACCUCCUUUGGGCCAUAUAGCCCAAGGUUAUGGAUGGAGCAAAUACGACCACAGAGAUUUAAACAUAGAUUUAAGCAUAGAUAUUAGCAAGAAAGGCACUUCAGGAAAAGUGUAGGCUUGUCAAGGGGGAGCCACACUUAAUUGUUACAACUUUUGUGACUUCUGAAGUUACAUCUCCAACAGUUCAUAAAGGACUCCUUUUCUCUCCAUUUUAGUAAUUGGGAUCAUGGGUUGUUUCCUGGGGUGCCUUGGAUGGGAUUAGAAUGUCUAGCUGUUACAGACAGAAAGGUGUGGUCCUGAAUUCUUCCAUCCCCUCUUAGAUCUCCAUGCCACCCCAUUGUCUAUGUAACUCAGCCUGCCUGGCAGGAAUGAUACUAUGAAGAGACAUGGAUGUCUCUCUCUUUGGCCAACAGACUAUUGAAACAAAUCAGAAUUUUUCCAGGAAUCUCAUCCUGGAAGAAAAGGCUGAGGAUAGAUAACCAGAGGAGGAACUUGUCUAUGCGAGAAACAUUAAGUCUGACGUUCUACCAUACUGUCAAGACAGGCACUGAGAGUAGGGAGGAGGGUGGACUACACCUCAACCUUGGCUGGACUGCUUAGUUAAGCUUAUUGCUGGCCUUCUACUUUAUCCUGCCAGUAGGACCUGAAGAUGGACUAGGGAGCAGUCAUCCUACUUCCUAGUGUAAACCAGAUUGAAUAAAUCUUGUUCUGUUUUCUCCUCCCCUCUCCUCCCCUCCCUCCACCUUUCUUUCCUUUCUCACACUUUAUUUUUCUUUCUCAAGGUGUCUCUAUUCUGUAGCUCUGGCUGUCCUAGAACUUGCUAUGUAGACUAGACAGGCUUCAAAAUCUCAGACAUCCACCUGCCUCUGCCAACUGGGUGCUGGGAUUUAGGUAAGGCAUGUGCCACCAUGCCUGGCUGCUUUUCACUAUUAAUUUAAUUCUUGUUUUGUGGGAGGAUGAGCGGCAGAGGCUGUUUCAUUAGGGUAGUCAGGACACAGGCUCUGGUCCUAAUUCCAGUGACAGAAGGUAGCUGCCAUCAAAUACAGCCCUCAUUCCUUAAACUCCACAUUUUCCCACUAUAAACAAUAUUGUUUUUCUUUAUUAUUGAGUCUGUUAUAACCACAUCAAAGGAUUGGGGUAGAAUUCUGUCCUUAUUUUAAAGAUGGGGAAAGAGGUUCACAGAGAUAAAUGGUUUAACACUAUAGUUAUGUAUAACUGCUCUUCUUAUCCCUCCAUUCUAGUGAUUCAUUAAAGUUGAAAAUGAAGCCACCUUUAUUUUCACCCCACCUAAGCCAGGCAGGGUGACAGGUCUGUAAUCACUUGGAAGGUUGAAGCAGGUUUAUGAGGAUUUAAGGUCAACCAAGAUGUACAACAGAGUAAGGAGGGUGGCAUGCACUCACGCGGGACUUAGAUUAGCACUGGCCAAGCUUCCGCGUUUCUCCUCCCACCUCCUGGGCCCCCCCUAGCAGCUGACGGAGCCUUUAGUCCAAUGUUGGAGACUUGAAACCCGCCUGGGCCUGAGAUGGGGAACCAGUGCUAAAACUCAGGCUCCGGAAGGUCCUCCCACUCCCGAGUUUUCAUUGCUCUCCUGGGCUCCGCCCCGCGCCUGUCUCUUAGCAGUGUCUGCUGUGGUGUUCCGGAGCGGGCAGCGUAGGCGUUGACGAAUGGAGGAGGCUGCGUGCACUCUCGGAUUUUUUGGCCUUUGAGGAUGUGGCAGUGAAGUUCAGCCAGGAAGAAUGGAUUUUGCUGGAUCCUUCUCAGAAGAAGCUAUACAGAGAUGUGAUGCUGGAAACCUGCAGUAACCUUACUUUUAUAGGCAUCAAAUGGGAAAACCAGAAUAUUGAAGAACAGUGCAGACAUUCUUGGAGAUAUCUAAGAAAUUAUAUGGUAGAUGCAGUCUAUGAACAUAAAGAAGGUGGUCAGUUUCAAGAAACCUUUACCUGGAUACCAAAUCUCCAUAGAAGUAUGAACAUUUCUACUGGAAUAAAACCAUUUGAAUGUGGUGUGUGUGGAAAAGUCUUCAUUUGUCAUUCAUCCUUUAAUGAGCACAUCAUGUCUCACUUGGGGGACAAACCAUCUGAUCACAAAUAUGGUUCAUUUGGAAUACAGCAGCAAAGUCAUAGUUGUGAAAAAUCCUGUAAGCAAUGUGGGAUGGCCUUCGUUUGCACCUGUUCAUUUUCUGUAGAUGGAAGAACCAACACUGAAGACAAAUGUUAUGAAUGUACACAAUGUGGUAAAGCUCUGAGUUCUUCUAGUUCCCUUCAAACUCAUAAAAGAGUUCAUACUGGAGAAAGACCCUAUGAAUGUGAACAAUGUGGAAAAUCCUUUAGACAUCAAAGUUCAUUUCGAUUACACAAAUUAACUCAUAUUGGAGGGAAACCCUAUGAAUGUAAACAAUGUGGGAAAGCUUUCAGAUGUCACAAUUAUCUUCAAUUACAUGAAAUUUUUCAUAUUGAAGAAAACCCCUAUGAAUGUAAACAAUGUGGGAAAACCCUCUGUUCUCUAAGUUCUCUUCGAUUUCAUGAAAGGAUUCAUAAUGCAGAAAAACUUUAUGUAUGUAAACAGUGUGGUAAAGCUUUCAAAUGUCAAAGUUACCUUCGAAUGCAUGAAAGAACCCAUAAUGCUGAAAAAUGUUAUGACUGUAAACAGUGCGGUAAAGCUUUCAGAAGUCACUGUUCCCUUCAAAGACAUAAAAUAGCUCAUCCUAGGAAAAAAACUUAUGCAUGUAAACAGUGUGGUAAGUUCUUCACUUACCUAUAUUUACUUCAGACACAUGAAAGGUUUCACACUGGAGAGAAACCAUAUAAAUGUAAGCUGUGCAGUAAAGCCUUCCUUUGUUCCCCUCUUCUUCAAAGACAUAAAAGAACUCAUACUUGGGGAAAACCCUAUACAUGUAAACAGUGUGGUAAAUCCUUUGGAAGUCACAGUUCCCUUCGAUUGCAUGCAAGGGCUCAUACUGUAGAGAAACCUUAUAAAUGUAAGGUGUGUAGUAAAGCAUUUUUAUGUCCUCCUUUCCUUCAAAGACAUGAACGAGCUCACACUGAGCAAAAGCCCUUUGAAUGUAAGCAAUGUAGUAAAAUCUUCAGGGAUUGGAGUACCUUCCAAGUACAUGAAAGAUCUCAUAUUGUAGAAAAGCCCUAUAAAUGUAAGCUAUGUAGUAAAGCCUUUUUUUAUCUCUCUUCCCUGGAAAGACAUGAAAAGAUUCAUAAUGGAGAAAAACAGUAUGCAUGUAAAUAUGCAUGUAAACAAUGUAGUCAGUCCUUCAUUUUUCCUUGUUUACUUGAGAGGCAUUUAAGAACUCAUACUGAUAGAAAACCCUAUGAAUGUAAGCAGUGUGGUAAAGCAUUUAGAAGUCUCACUUAUGUUCACAUACAUAAAAGAACUCACACUGAAGAAAAACUGUAUACAUGUAAACAGUGUGAUAAAAGUCUCAGUUGUCCCAGUGCCCUCCAGUUACAUGAACUAACUCAUACUAGAGAAAAACCCUAUGCAUGUCUGCAGUUUGAUAAAACCGUCAGAAAACUCAGUUAUUUUCAAGUACCUGAAAAGACCCAUACUGAAGAAAAAGCUUAUGAAAAUAAGCAAUGUGGUAAAAUUCUCGAUUGUUCAAGUUCCCUUCAGCUACACGAAAGAAUCCACACUGGGGAGAAAUCACAUGAAUGUAAACAAUGUGGUAAAACCUUCACAAUCCUUAGUAGUCUUCGAGUGCAUGAAAUAUCUCACAGUAAUGAGAAACCUUAUGAAUGCAAGCAACGUGGUAAAGUUUUCAGUCUUAGUAAUAUACAUGAAGGAAAGAAAGCUGAAGGAAAUCCAUCUGAAUGUAAGCAGUGUGGCAAGUCCUUUGUUUCUCGAUAUUUACUUCAAAUGCAUGAAAGGUCUCAUUCUGCAGAGAAACGCUAUGAAUGUAAGGUAUGUGGUAAAACCUUCAUUUAUCCCUCAUUUCUUCAAAGACAUGAAAGAACACAUACUGGAGAAAAACCUUAUGGAUGUAAACAAUGUGGUAAGGCCUUCAGAGUACAGAGCUCCCUUCGAUUACAUGAAAGAACUCAUUCUGAGGAAAAACCUUAUGAAUGUCAACACUGUGGUAAAGCCUUCUGGCGUCUCCCUUCUCUUCAAGUACAUGAAAGAAUCCAUACUGGAGAAAAACCCUUUGAGUGUAAACAAUGUGGCAAAACUUUCAGAUGUCACAGCUCCCUUCAGAGACAUGAAAGAACUCAUAGUCAUGAAAAACCAUAUGAAUGUAAACAGUGUGGUAAGGCCUUUAGAUGUCACCGGUCCCUUCAAAGACAUGGAAAAACUCAUGCUGGAGAAAAAGCCCCAUGAAUCUGAACAGUGCAAAAACUUGUAGACUUUCUAAUUUCCUUCUAAUGUUUGAAAAUACUCCUGAGAAAAAAGUCUGGUAGUAUAAAAUGAGGUGAAAGCUUCAGUUUUUGUUUUUAAACCAUAGACUUAUGGAGAAAGACCUAUCAGCAAUAUAUGUUAAGAUGUUCAGUUCCAAGCUGGGCAUGGUAGUGCAUGCCUUUAAUCGUAGUACUGUGGAGGCAGAGGCAGGCAGAUAUGGGAGUUCCACACUGGCCAGGGAUACACAGAAAAACCCUGUCUUAGAAAACAAAACAAAGAUGUUCAAUUCCAUUUGAAAACUUGGACACCUUUGAUGGAACACCUUAAGAAUGUAAUGUGAGGAUACCUAAUUUUUCAUAUGUCCUCUUUGGUAAUGCAAACAGAUAGCUUUUAUAAGAAUGGAUGUUGGGUUGAAACUAGUUUGAAAAGUAAAGCUUGUAAAAUUUUAACAGUAAAAGUCAUGAAGACUACUAGAAGUAAAUUUUAAGUAUUUUGAAAUCCUGAUGAAAAUUAACCUAUAAUGUUCAGAUUUUUAUAACAUGAAUGUAAUGUUAUAUAGGUUAUGACUAUAUUGUGUUUAUAAGGAAUUUGCAUUUAAUAAUGGUCCUAGAAAGACUUGGUGGUGCAAACCUGUAGUGCUAGCUACUUAGGUGGCUGAUGGGGGAGAAUUGCAAGUUCAGGACUUGCCCUGUUCUGCAAUCAGAAGCUGAAGAGUACUGGAAAUGUUCGUUAGGUAGAAUACUUGCUGGGCACACAUGAAACUAUAAGUUCAGUCCCCAGUACUCUUAUCAAAAGAAUAAGAAUGUCCUAAAAGAAUGAGUUGCCAUUUCUUUUAGAGGCUUACAUUGAGGUAAAAAUUAAUAGUCUUCCAACAAUAGAGGUAGUUUGUGAUAUAUAGUUUAAGCAAUUUCAUAACUGAAGAUCAUUGUGUGCUGUUGCUUUUCCUGAUGCUGUGAUAAAAUAUUCCAACUAAACAAGCUAGUAAGAGUUUCUGUUGGUUCAGAGGUUGAGUUGUGUCUCAGUCUAACAAUGGCACAGAAGUCUCAGCAGGAGGAGCAUUUUGGAGCCUGUCUCACUGUAUGUGCAGUCAAGCAAAGACUGAAGAGUACUCAUGACUUCCCAGCUUUCUCCCUUUUAUUGGCUAGAACCUCCUUCAGGGUGGGUCCUCCUGUCUCAAAUCCCUUACAGCAAGCUCAGAAGCUCAUCUCCCAGGUGAUUCUAGGUCUUAAGAUGAUAAUAUCAACUAUCACAAAUAUAGUAUAAUCUCCCCCACACUACUGCAAACAUGCAGUAUAUAUUAUACUGAUUGUUUUAGGCAGGGGUAGCAGUAAUUAUUUAGGAAACUGAAAAUAUUUGGUGUAAAUAUAUGAAAGAAUAAUGGUAUAAGUACUACACUUAUGAAGGCUCCGUAUUGUGAUUGGAGUCUUAAGGACUAGAUGUUGCUCUGGGUGUCAGUGAGUUGUACUUUAGUAAAUGUUAAGGACAUUACUAUCAGCUAAUAUUACUACUAUUAACAUUAUAAACACUGUAGACUUAAGAUUUUAUUAUUUAUAAAAUACUGUCCUCAGUGAAUUAGCUCAUAACUUUUUCACUUUGCAAAUUUAAAAUUUUUAUUAUACUUUCCUAGUCACAUCAGUUUGCAAGUAAGAAAUUGGUUUACCUUUGGAUUACAUUGUGUUAAAAAGCUUGAUUUUUUUUUAAAAAAAUGUUUUCUAAUUUACCAAAAUGUAUUUUAUAAAGAUUGUUUAGUGAAUUUGAGUUUUAGAUUAUCCAAUAGUUUAUGAAAUGGUCCUAAAUGUACUUUUGCCAUUUUGUACUAAUUUAUGUGAAGGGUAUUUAGCAAUUAUGAUUCAACUCUAGAAAAUACUGAUUCUCUAUAUUUUGUAUUCUCAGAUAUUCAGCUAAGAUUUAUUUAUCUAUCCCCCUCCCCUCUUUUUUUUGAGAUAAGGUCUCACUGUGUAACCCUGACUGGUUGGAACUCAGUAUGUUAGACGAGACUGGCCUUGAAUUCAGAGAUUCACCUGCCUCUGCCUCCUGAGUGUUGAGAUUAAAGGCUAGUGCCACAUUCAGGUAAGAUUUAAUAAUUGAUUUAAAAUAAGCAUCUCACCUCAAUUAGUAUGAAAAUUUGCUUUCAUCUUUAAUAAAUGGUAAAGUUUUUAACUAAAGAAUUGUUUUUAAAUAGACUUCUUUUAAAAAAUACUUUAAGUUACAAUUAUUUUUUUUGUCUGUAUAUGUAAAGAGAAGCAAUAUAGCCAGAAGCUGAUUCACAUACUGUGAAAAGCUGGCAGAUAAAAUUUUGCUUCUGCCAUGCUAACACUGCAUAUUCUGUUUUGUUCUGUUUGUAGAUCAGAGCACAGAGAGGGUUAGAGUUAAGAUUAAAGAUUAGGGUUAGGUUUAGAGGAGUAGAAAUUAAGUUUCAUAUAAGGAUUAAAGUUUUUAUUGUUAUGGAUUAGGAUGUCAUAGUGGUGGGGCUAAAGAUUGGGUACAAGGGUUAGGGGUUUAAAUCUUAGGUUAGGUUUUUGCAUUAUGGAUUAAUGUUUGGAAUAUGGUUAAGAUUAAUUUUAAAUGUGGAUGAACAUGAGGUACAGUGUUGUAUAUCAUUAGGGUUUGGGUUGGGAUCAGAGUUAGGUUAUGUUUAGGGUAGUGAUAGUGUUGGUAGUUGAGUAGGAUUGAGGAUAUGAUUAGUGUUAAGAUUUUGGAUGUUAAGAGUAAUAGUGAACAUUAACGUAGGUUGUCAAUAGAGACAGCAUUAGGGUAAGAGAUUAAGAUUAGGUUUAGGAUAUAUUUAAAGAUUAGUGUGAAGCAGCAACAUAUUUUGCCUUUCAAACAGACUUUCUGUGGUGGUUUAAAUAAAAAUGGCACUGUUAGGAGGUUGACUUGUUGGAGAAGUGUGUCACUAGGGUCUGGGCUUUGAGGUCUCAAAUGCUCAAGCCAGGUCAAUUGUGACAUUUCACUUCCUGCUGCCUGCUGAUCUAGAUGUAGAACUCUCAGCUCUUUCAGUACCAUGUCUGCCUGCGUGCUGCCAUACUUCCCACCAUGACGAUAAUGGUGUAAACCCCAGAAGCUGUAAGCCAGCCUCAAUUAAAUGUUUUCCUUUAUAAGAGUUGCCUUGGUUAUGGUGUCUGUUCACAGACACCUUCUUUAUGUUUAGAAACUUUUAAAUGAAAAGAAGUGUGUUAGAGAGCAUGGAAAAUUCAGAAAAGUAACAUUUUUUUUUUCUUUUUAGUACUCAAGUCAUUUCUAAUGUGUCAUGUUGCCUCAAAACUUAGUGUCUCAGAAAUAUACUUUCCUUAGGACUUCGUAGGUAAAUGGCCACUGUGGGAAGAGGCCUGUAUUAGGUCUGGACUAAAGAGAGUGUUUCAGAGGCCUAAGAUUGUUUGCUUUGUCUGCCUAAUGAGAGAAGUUAAGUGUGAGGUAAAUCUCACUUAGUAACACAUUCCAUAGUGAUUAUAAAACACUAAGCUGUGCCCUUAACAGUGAUCCUCUGUCCUAAUACAGUAGUACCCCACUUUUCUACAUAGUGAUCCAUUGUCCCAUCACAUACCUUCUCUAUCUUACCACAGUGCUCCUCUAUUCCAUUCUAGUGUUCCCCAUCAUAAUGCUUAUCUGUUUUUGAAAUUUUCUGUCUAUCAUAUUCUUUUGAUUCAUCAAGAUGUAACAGUUACAUCAUCACUCUCCACUCUGCUAUCUCAAUUCUCCAUUGUUCUAUCACAGUGCUUUAUAGUUCAAUCAUAGUGCUCUUCUAUCCAUCAGUGUCCAGUUUUUCUAUUAUAUACCAAUGUACUAGUCAAAACGCUCAGUUGUUCUAUCACAGUGUUCCACAUUUCCCACCACAGCACUCUAUAGUACUGUUACAGUACUCCACUCUUUUCAACACAGUGUUCCUCUGCUUCAUCACCAGGUUCCACUGUCAUGUCUCAAGUGCCCACUGUCCCAUCAACAAGGCUCAUCUGUCCCAUCAUAAUGCUCUAGUACUCCCAAACAGUAGAACAGUAGUACCUCAUUGCCCUGUAACAGUGCUAUAUUGUGGUAAUAUAAUGCUCAUCCUUUUUUGUUGUUGUUGUUGUUUGUUUGCCACUAUACUCUUCUGUGCUAUCACAAUGUACCACUGUGAUAUCACAACACUAUUCAUUAUUUCAUCUCAAUAUCCAUUGUUCUAUAACAGUAUGUUAUUGUUUCACAAUUAGUGCUCUUUCAUCCUGUUUUCAUGCUUUAUUUAUCAUACUUUGUUUUUGCUUUUGAAAUGUGUCUCAAUAUGUAGUCCUGGAUAGUCUGGAACUUGAUAUAUAGACCAGGCUGGCCUCAGACUCUCAUACAUCCUUAGUGCUCGGCUUGACAAUGUGUGCCACCAUGUCUAGCCAAGUGGUUCAUGUCAGUCCUCUCCUGUCCCAGUGUAAUGCUUCACUGUCCUGUCAACAUGCUUCUUUGUCCGUCACAGUGUUGUACUGGCCAAUCAAACAAUCACAAUGGUUUUUUUCCAUACAUUUAGAAGUAUUGUCACAAUGCUCCUCUCUCUGGUCCUAAUGCUUUCUGUCAUAUCAGAGUGCUGCAGUGUCAUUACAGUGUUCCAUUGUUCUGUCAAUAUUUUGCUAUUCAAUCAUAGUGCUUCUCUUUUCUAUUGCGGUGUUCAGUAAAUGUCUACUUACGCACCUCAAUUUCAGUUCUCAUCAUAAUCCUUUAUACUAUUGCAUUUCUCAGCUGUCCAAUCACAGUAUUUCUCUAUCCUAUCAUGGUCCAUUUUUCUCUCACAAUGUACCUCUGUACUCAUCACAAUGUUUCAUUGUCUCAUCACAAUAUUACAUUGAUCUAAAAUCAGUCUCUACGACUGUACUCAACCACAAUACUCAUGUUCUGUCACAAUGUUUCUUCAUAUUUUCUUUUGUUCUAUCACAACACUUUUGUGUUCUCUCAAAUUCUCUACCCUCCCUAUCACAGUGUACCACUGUUCUGUUAUAUUCCAUUACAAUGCUCACCUGCCCUGUCAUAAUGUCCCCCAUCCCAUCAUAAUGUUCUUAGGUUCCAUCAGAUUGUUCCAGUAUCCUGUCACAAUCCUGUUCUAAUAACAGUGCUCCACUGUCUGAUCACAAUUCUCUGUACCUGUCACAAUUCUUCACUUUAUCCAUCACAGUGUUCUACUAUGCUGUCACAAUAUUCCACUGUCCAGUCCAAUGCUCAUUCAUAUCAUAAUGUAACACUGUGAGAAGCCUCACCACUGAAGCUCAAGAAAAUAGACAGUCUCCUUUCCUACAAGAAGCAGGACCUAUAAACUUAUUAAGCCUGGGAAGAUCUCUACAGGAAAACAGGCAGAAUCAAGCCUCAGAGAGCAAUAAAAACUGCAUGGGAUGUACUGCUCUACAUACAUGGGACCUGCAGGAUCUGAGGAGGUCAAAAUGGAGUUCUGAGAGAAAGGUCUUACAAAUUCCUCUUCCCGCAUAUGCCAGAAUAUAGGCUAAAAAGCCCAGUGGCUCUCAUUUACCCCUCUCCCACACAGCACCAUGUGUACCUUACUAGAACCAGAAGUAUCUAAGAACUGGUUUUCAACUCUGCAACUGAAAUUGUGUCAGCAAUUUCAUUCCAUAAAUAUUUUUAAAAAUCUAUUAUUCGAUCUCUUUUUGCAUGUAUGUCUCAGUGCUUUUGUUUACACAGUAUUUUGUUAGGUUCUAGGAUUGUUCUAUGUAUCUUCACCCAGGGACUCCCUACUCUACUUCACCUACAUCUUAUCCCUUCAUAUGUGCAUGUCAUUUCCUCCUUCAUACUUUACCCAUCCUCUUUUGUACUUAAAAGAAAAAAUCUUGUGUUUGCCUGCAUGUUUGUACCACAGACAUGGUGCCUGUAGAGACCUGAAGAGCACAUCAUAUUCUCUAGAAGUGGAAUUUCCACAGAGUUGUUAGUGGUUAUGUGGGUGCUGGGAACCAAACCUAAGUCCUCUACAAAAGCAACAAAUAUGAUUAACCACUGAGUCACCUCUCCAGCCCCCUUUUUUCCUUUAUAAACAUCUACAGUUAUACCUCUGACCUUCAUGGGCAUCUGCACUCGUGUGGUGCUCACAAGCUCACAUAGGCAUACACACAUAAAAAACUUUAUAACCUUCCAAUCAUUUAUAGACUAUAUCCACUGGACUUGUAAUAAUAUCCCAAGUUUUCCUUCCCAGCUGCUUUUCCCACUUCCUCACCAACCCUGUUUCCCUCCCAUACCAGAUCUUAGUUACUAAAAUUGGAUGUGGGAUGGCCUAGCCCACUGUGCACGAUACCAUCCCUAGGCAGGUGAACCUGGGCUUUAUAAGAAGGUAGCUGAAAAUGAGCAAGAGUGAAGCAGAUAGCAAGCCAGCAAUCAGUAUUCCUCCAUGGUUUUUGUUUGAUUUCCCACUGUGAGUUCCCUCAAUGAUGGAUUGUGACCUAGGAGUGCAAGGUGAAAUAAACUCUUUUCUUCCCAAGUUGCUUUUUGUCAGAGUGUUUUAUCACAGCAAGAGAGUGAAAGUAGAACAUACCAGUUCUUUGAAAAGAUAAGCAAGGUUGGCAACCCCAUAGACAAAUCUGGGAAAAGGACAGAGAGAACCCAAAUUGAUAAAAUUAGAGAUGAACAGAGAGUCAUCAGAUAUACACCAAUGAAAUAGAGAAGAUCAUUAGUUUAUACCUUAAAGAUGUAUUCUAUAGAACUGGAAAAUCUAAAGAAAACUGCUGAAAUUCUAGAUGCAUAUGGCCUAACAAAAUUAAACUAAGAUGAGAUGAAUGCAGACAUGGUUCAUUAUAAGUCUGUUAUUUAAUGUUGUAUAAAUAGAUUCAAGGAUGGAAAUCAUGGUCAUCUCAAUAGAUGCAGAAAAGGCUUUCUGAGAAGAUAAAAUAUUUCCUCCAUAAGAUAAGCCUAUGGCCAACAUUAGAAAACUAAAACAUUUCCACAAAAAUCAGGAACAAGACAAGGGUGUUUUUCCACUCAAAACAGUUCUUGAUUCUUAGAGCUGUAGGACGAGACGUAUAGGAUGCAAGUGUAAAAAGACAAAACAUAAUUUGCAGGUGAUAUAUGUAAACCCUAAACCAUCUAUCAGGAAACUUAAAAUUGACAAACACUUUCAUCAAAUUGACAGAAUAUAAAAUUAAUACAUAAAAAUUAAGAGCCUUACUAUGUAUACACCAGUAGCAAAUAUACUGAGAAAGAUAUCAAGGAAACAGUCCCAUGUACUCUAAUCUUUAAACAAGAACAAAAACCUUGGAAUAAACCUAAAGUUGCAAAAGAGCUUUACAAUGAAAACUUUAAACCAAAGUGAUCAAAGAAGGUACAAGAAGAUGAAAAGACCUCCUGUGUUCAUGGAUCAGAAGAAUUACUAUUGUAAGAAUAGCUAUCCUUCCAAAACAAUACAUAUUCAAGGCAAUCCCAAUAAAAUGUCAAAUGCUAUUCUUUACACAAAUAGAAAAAUGUUCUUAAAAUUAAUAUGGAAACAUAAAAGGCCCUGAAUAACUAAACCAAUACUGAACAAUAAAAAUACCGAAGAAUUAAGAAGAGCACUGCUGCUCUUGUAGAGGUCACAGCACCCACAUGGUGGCUUAUAACCAACUCUAUCUCCAAUACCAGGGAAGGUGACACCCUUUUCUGGCCUCUAGGGGUACAUAUGUGAAUAGGGCUCAGAUUAUUGUUGACAGGAGGAGUAGAGCUUAAUUGAUGGUUAGAGCUAUGGUUUAUUGUUAAUGUUAGAAUUAGGGUUAAGACUAAGUUUGGUGAUAUGAUUAGGUUAGGAUUUGUGUGACUACUUGUGAUGGCUAUUCUAGGUUGUCAACUUGACUGUAUCUGGAAGGAACUACAAUCCAGAAAUGGAGGGCACACCUGUGAGAGAUACUCUGUUUUGUUUAAAGUGGGUGAUUCUACUUUUAGUCCAAACCUUUAAGGUAAGAGGACACAUCUCUGAUCCAGAUAUUGAGGUGGGAAAACAACAUGCCUUUGAUCAGAAUAUUGAUGCACGAAGACAUAGGCUUUUGAUUUGGAUGUUAAGGUGGGAAGAUACUUUAAUCCAGAUCUUGAAGCAGGAUGAUACACCUUUAAUCUGGGUCACCCCCUCUGCUGGAAGCCUAAUUAAGGAAGAAGGAAGGUUUUGCUGUUUUCCUGCUUGCCCUUGCAUUUCUAACACAUCCAUUCCUUCACUUGCAUUGGAGCCUACUUCUUUGGGAUUCCAGCAUAUACAGAAGACCAGCUGAGAUACCCAGCCUUGUGUGACUGAGUAGCUACCAAAUUCUUGGACUUUCUGUACAUAGCUAGUCAUUAUUGCAUUAAUGAAUUGCCUCUAGGACAUUCCAAGAAAUUCCAAUAAAAUUCCAUACAUAUAUAUAGCUAAUGUUAAGGUUAACAUGGGGGUUAAUAUUAGGUACUGAGUUGGAAUUGUAAUGACAUUGAGAUCUAGGUGAAUGUUAGGGUUAGUUCCUGGGUUAGUUUAGGGUGAGGGGUUAAAUUUAUGUUAGAAAUAAGAUUACAGGUUAAACUUGGGUUUGUUGUUAAAGUUAGGAAUACUUUUAAGGUUAUGAUUAGAAUUAGAAUUAGAAUUAGGGUUAGGGCUAGGCUAAUGUUAGAAUUAUAGAUUUGUAAUUAGGUAUAGGGUUAGGUUCGUGUCAGGGUAAAGGAUAGAGUGAGACUUUAUGCAAUGUUAGUGUUACUGUUAGGGUUAGGCUGAAAGUUAAGGUUAGGAAUAGUUUUAGGGAUAGUGUUAACAGGAUAAGGGUCGCAGAUAAGACUAGGCCAUUGCUAUGGUUAUGCUUGGGGUAGUGUUAGUGCUAGACUAUAGGUUAAGUUUAGGUUGACAAGGUUCUGUUAGGAAUGGAAUGAGGUUUUGUUUUAAGGCUAGGGUUAAGAUUAGGGUUUUGUUAUGGUUGGCUCUCUCCAUGGAUUUUUCUGCUUGCUUUCUUAUACAACCCAGAACCACCUGCUCAGGGAUUGUACUUCCUGUAGUGUUCUGGCUUUCUAACUACAACCAUGAAUCAAUAAAAUUAUCCACAGACAUGUCCACAUAGCAAUCGAAUGGAAGCAAUUUCUUAGUUGAGAUUCAAUCUUUCCAGAUAUAUCUCUACUUGUUUCAAGUUGACAAAACCUAUCUAGCCCAGCUAGUGUUAGAUUUGGGUCAUGUUUAUAGUUAGGGUUACUAUUCUAUAGCUGUGAUAAAUCUCAUUUCCAAGGAAAAUUAUAGAAGAAAGCAUUUAAUUUGGGGGCUACAGUUUCAGAGGAUUAGAGUCCAUGAUGGCAGAGCAAAGACAUGGUCUAGGAACAGUUGAGAGCCUACAUCUUGAUCCUCAAGUAGGUAGAGAUAGACAAUCAGAAUGGCUAGAGUCUCUUGAAAUCUCAAAGCCCACCCCUAGUGACACACCUCCUUCAACAAGGCCACACCACUAAUUAUUCUUAAAUAAUUCUACCAACUGGGGACCAAUUAUUCAAACAUAUGAUCCUAUUGGGGCCAUUUUCAUUUAAAAUACCACAUUAAUAUUCUCUGUCAUGUUAGUUUGAGGUUAGAGUUAUGAUUCGAUGUUGCCUAGAGUUAGGUUUAGGGUUAGAUUUAUGGUUAUAACUUAUUAUGGUUUGGGCUUAGAGUGAGUGCUAUUGUUAGCCUUAGGGAUACACUAUAGUUACAAUUAGGGUUUGGAUUAAGGUUAGAUUAGGAAGAGGGAUAAGAUUAGUGUAAUGUUUAGGAUGAGGUUUGGGUUAGUUUUAGUGCUGGGUCUAGAUAUAUAAUUAGGGUAAGUGUUAGUUGUGGGUUAUGUUUAAGUUAAGGUUAGGAUUAGGGUUGAGGUUAAGGCUAAAGUUAACAUUGUGAUGUUGGUCUUGGUAAAUUUAUGUUCUAUAUUAUAAUUAAAUUUCAGCUUAAAGUCAGGGUUAGGUGUAGGACUGGAGCUAGGAGAGGAUUAGUGUCAUGGAUAAUAAAGGAUUGCAGUUAAGUCUGAGAUAGUAUUAGGGUUUGUUAAUACAGUUAUGAUUGUGUUUAGAGAUAGAGCUAGGGAUAGGAUUAAGGCUAGGCUAAGAUUACAGUUAUUGCAAUGGCUAAAGUUUGUGCUAUGGGUAGUUGUACAACAAUGUGGUCUUGUGAUAUCAUGAAGCACCAUUGUAUCUAGUAUGCUGAAUUGUAACACUGAAGUACUCAGUUGUGCAAGCACAAUGCUGUAGUGUGUCAUCACAGUGCUGUAUUGUUCCAGCACAACUGUGUAAUUCGACACAAUGCUCAUUAUCAUCUCAAUACUCCAUUAGCUUACAAGGCACCAGCAUCUGAUCAAAACAGUGUGUAUUCAUAGUGCUCCAUUGUGUCAUCACAGUGCUUCAAUGUGCCAUCACGGUACUCUAUUGUGAUAUGAGAAUGUUCCAUUGUAUCACCACAUCCUGAAUUAUGAUAACUGACCUCUAUUGGACACUCAUAUGCUCAAUUUUGGCAUCAUGAUGUUGUGUUGUGACAAUACAAUAAAAUAAUGUGUCAACAGUGCUCCACUGUGCUAUCAAAAUGCUGAACUAAAACAACACAUUUCUGAAAUUUGGUAUUAUAAUACGGUCAUAAGUCAUCAAAUAGCUCUACUGUGCCAUCACUAUGCAGGAUAAUAUCACAAUGCUAAAUUACUAUAUCACAAUAUUGUAUUGUGCCAUUACAAAAAUUUAUUUUGUCAUCACAGUACUGCAUGAUGUCACACAGUUCUCCAUUUUAUCACUACAGUGCUGAAUUGUGAUAUCACAGUGCUUCUUUCUUGUCAUCACUAUACUAUAAUCUAUUAUCAAAUUAUCCACUUUGCCAUCAAAAUGCUCAAUUAUGACAUUAACAUGCUCCAUGCACCAUUACAUUACCAAAUUGUGACAUACUCCAUUGUGAUUAAAAAAAAAUGCUGCAUUUUGCCAUUACAAUAGUAUAAUUUGCCAGCAAAGCUCUUCAUCACAAUGAUCAACAAUCCUUUAACAAUGCUACACUAUGAUAUCAUAAUUCAGUAUUUUGCUCUUGUCAUCAGGAAAAUCAGUUUGCCAUCACACUGCUGCACUGUGAUAGCACAGUACAAUAUUGUGGCAUCAUAAGCCUGAAUUAUAAAAAAAAACAAAACAAAAAAAACAGUGCUUCAUUGUGACACUACAAUGCUGAAUUUAGCAUCACAGUACUAAAUUGUCAUGGUAUCAAGUUCCAUUGUGUCAUUCCAAUACUGAAUUGUGAUAUCACAGUACUCCAUUUUGUUAUCACAGUUCUCAAAUUUGUAAUCAUCACAUUGCUUAACUUUCACACUAUAAUACUUCCUUUUGCCACCAAGAUAAUAUAUUGUGCCAUCACAAUGCUGCAUUGUGUCAUCUUGUUUUAUCAUAUUUUGGACAUGUGACAUCACAAAGCUAUAUUGUGCCAUUAAAAUCCUAAUUUUUAA